AUGAAGCUCACUCUCGCCGCCGCGUCCACCUUCAUCGCCACUGCCCUGGCAGCCACUCUCCCCAAGUCUUUCACACUCGUUGCUGAUGGCGGCAACACCGUCCUCACUGACAACUCCCACGCCAUCGUGGACGCUUCUCAGGCCAACACACGGGAGAUCCUGCGCCUGACAAGCAACGACGGCGCUAGCAUCAGCUUCACCCAACAAGGCUUGCCACCCACGGCCUGGCAGGACUUCUAUGCCAUCCCGGGCGACGUUCAGCCUCUCGCCCUGACCGUGCCUCACUCCGGUGACCACCCCGCAGACGCUGUGUUCAACGGCUGGGGCGUCACCGACGACGGCUACCUCACCUUCAACGGCGAGAACUCUUUCGGUCUUUCUGAGGACAACAAGCAGGUUUACUACCUCGGAACGGAAUCCGAUAUCCCCAAGGUUUCUCUCUGGGUUAAGGAGCUCAAAUAG
This is a messenger RNA of Aspergillus bombycis, 462 nucleotides long. RefSeq lists its product as uncharacterized. The transcript has 3 exons. Bases 1 to 462 code for a protein of 153 amino acids. The record is from RefSeq and is a predicted model, not a curated record. NCBI's taxonomy places the organism in Eukaryota, Fungi, Ascomycota, Eurotiomycetes, Eurotiales, Aspergillaceae.